Molecule: messenger RNA, 1239 nt
Organism: Leptinotarsa decemlineata (Colorado potato beetle)
Lineage: Eukaryota; Metazoa; Arthropoda; Insecta; Coleoptera; Chrysomelidae
Product: cytoplasmic polyadenylation element-binding protein 2-like
Source: RefSeq, a predicted model, not a curated record
GCAGAUCGUAUGUACUCGCGGAUCAUGUUCCUCGGUGCAAACCAAUGACACUAACAUGAAUGUAGGCUGGUGGUUCACUGGCUGUGUGUUCAGACGGGUGUAUGUGUAUGACAUAACGCAGAUACGGGACACCGUGACCGGCCUUUAGUCAGUGACGUACACUAAUGGGGGAAUUUAGUUCUAGUGGUAAUGCGAACAUUGGUUUAAGUGUAGUGGAGAUAUCUGUGAAUUCGUCGAAGAGCAGCCCGAGUACGUUAUUCUACACCACACCUACGUCCUCGUCAAGUGGUAACGGCACUGAUACUGGGAAAAACUACAAUCCAACAAUGCAAGAUGAUCUCUCUGACAAAGCCGUGGCAGCCGUCAGUGGAGCUAACGGAGACGACUUGUCAACUGUGGGAUCGACGGUUUCGUCUGCUAUAGACAAGAAUGCAGCUGCGGUUCCCAAAGACUGUGACACUUCCACUGUGAACGAUCUCGCGGACAAGCUGAACGAACAGGUCGCUAGGAACACGAAAACGGUUCCUUCUCUUCCGCCUCUGUUCCACCCAGCUGAGCCCAGUACACCAGCUGGAGCGCUAUGGUCCACAGCUAUCGAAGAUACUUACGUCCCGAAUUUCACCAACGUGAACGGGGGCAUGGGGUUUCAGAACUUUCCUUCCCCAACACCGCAGCAGCAGCUGUUCGGUAACAACCUGAACCAAAACCACGUGAACCAAGGCAGAAGAGCCAUAACGGCCAGCCACAAUUUUCCUCAUAAUAUGACGAGGCAGCAGUCUUUGUCCAACCAUCCGUUGUACAAAGGAUACGGUUCAUGGGCCAAUCCGCCUGGCCAAAACUGGUCUCCGGGAAACUCUUCAGUUUGGAAUCGCGGACGAAGUGUCCCAAAUCUCACCCCGUUGCAACAAAUGGGAGUAGGUCUCGCGGGUCGAAAGCCUAGUCCCACUUUCAACCAGCAGCAAGUUAUUUCACCUGUGAAAUUCAGGCGCAGCACUUCGUAUCCGGGAAAAGGACCGUUUCCACAGCCGCCUACCUUCGAAAUCACCAAUAUGGAUGAAGCUAGAGAACUCCUGCCUUAUCAGGAGCGGUGUGGUGUAGUUAGUGCGAAUGGUAGUAGCCCUUUAGAAAAUAUGAGAGGACUAGAACAUUAUUUGAAUGACAUUAUGAGUCCCCAAAGCAAUGCCAAUGAUAUGAAAGGAUUUAUUAACACAAAUGUUUUCCCAUCGUUACAGUUACAUG